AUGGGUUUUGAUUACGAGAAAAUGAAGCAAGAGGAGGCAGAUGGCCUUCGCCGAGCCGCCUUCUUCGGCAUUGCAAUCUCAACAGUUGCAACGCUCACAGCAAUUAUUGCUGUGCCAAUGCUCUACAAUUACGCACAACAUAUUCAGUCAUCAUUGCAAGGCGAAGUUGACUUUUGCAAGCAUCGAACCGAUGGUCUGUGGCACGAAUAUUCGGCUGUAGAAGAUGCAGCUGGAAUUCCAAGCAGAACCAAGCGUGCCGUCCGCACUCGAGUAACCGGUAGAACAAUAAGGCGACCAGCACGGGCCCGUGCUGCCCCAUCCUUCAAUGGUCUAUCAGGACCCGGCUUCAGUGGAGGAGAAUGCUGCAGCUGCGGUGUUGGACCUCCAGGACCACCUGGACCACCAGGACCUGACGGAAUGCCAGGCAAGUGA
This is a messenger RNA of Anisakis simplex (herring worm), 432 nucleotides long. The record is from the annotation of a GenBank genome assembly. Lineage: Eukaryota; Metazoa; Nematoda; Chromadorea; Rhabditida; Anisakidae.